Messenger RNA from Homalodisca vitripennis (glassy-winged sharpshooter), 360 nucleotides. RefSeq names its product PHD finger protein ALFIN-LIKE 6-like. NCBI's taxonomy places the organism in Eukaryota, Metazoa, Arthropoda, Insecta, Hemiptera, Cicadellidae. The record is from RefSeq and is a predicted model, not a curated record. The coding region runs from base 1 to 360 and encodes 119 amino acids. The transcript has a single exon.
AUGGCAAUUAAGAAAGAAAAAGAAGAUAAGGAGAAUGUGAAACAACGUAGACUAGAAGCAAAAAUAAAAAGGGAAAUCGAAAAUAAACAGCCGCCUCCUAAGAAAAGGGUGGCCAAAAUUAAAAAUAAAGGUAAACGCGCAUUGUUUAAGAAAAAGAAUGAUGAUCUCUAUGAUGAUGAUGAUGAAGGCAACGUCAGCGACGUCGAUUGUUUAUUAUUCUGUGGUGACUGUUACUCGAAAUCUAAGGACAACGAAGGCUGGAUAAGAUGUUCUGGGUGCCUCAAAUGGGCUCACAAAGCCUGCACAGGAGCCGAAGAGGAGGAUGACGAGUUUAUUUGUGAUUUAUGUAAAUACCAUUGA